Messenger RNA from Radiomyces spectabilis, 543 nucleotides. RefSeq lists its product as uncharacterized. The record is from RefSeq and is a predicted model, not a curated record. The coding region runs from base 1 to 543 and encodes 180 amino acids. Gene Ontology annotation, cellular component: nucleus. The transcript has 2 exons. Lineage: Eukaryota; Fungi; Mucoromycota; Mucoromycetes; Mucorales; Radiomycetaceae.
AUGACCUGCCAUUGGACCCCUCAAGAAUGGCAUGCCGGAAGACGCCUUGUUCGGUUCUGGCGUCAAAACAUGGCGGCCGCCAAUGCCGUUCAACGCGGAGCGCCUGUUCCUCCUCCCAAAAAUACAUCAUUGGUUGUGUCCUGCAUCUAUUGGAGCCAGAGAAAUGAUUAUUUCAUCACCUCCGUUGAUUGCAUUUAUCUGCUUGAGGGGCUCAUUGGGGUUCAAUUCACGGUGGAAGAAAAGAAUCGCAUCCGGCGUAAUCUCGAGGGCUUCCGUCCACUGACCGUCAGCAAAUGCAAACCUGACUGUGCCGACUUUUUCAAGCUCAUCAUGAGCUUCCCUCAUCCGAAACCGCGCAACAUUGAAAAGGACGUCAAAGUGUUUGCCUGGUCCACGCUGCCCCAUGCCCUGCGCAAGAUCAUUCGCAAAUACACUCCCAGUUACAGCAGUACCGUCGGCGUUCAUUACGACCUUCCGGCAUCGCAAAAGCAUGCCGAUCCUGUACUCACGGAUGACUUUGGUGCCAAAAGCUUCAUGACAUGA